Messenger RNA from Passer domesticus (house sparrow), 2024 nucleotides. RefSeq names its product poly(rC) binding protein 4 (gene PCBP4). The record is from RefSeq and is a predicted model, not a curated record. NCBI's taxonomy places the organism in Eukaryota, Metazoa, Chordata, Aves, Passeriformes, Passeridae. Bases 219 to 1481 code for a protein of 420 amino acids. Gene Ontology annotation, molecular function: mRNA binding. Gene Ontology annotation, cellular component: nucleus; cytoplasm. Gene Ontology annotation, biological process: negative regulation of mRNA splicing, via spliceosome. The transcript is spliced from 13 exons.
UCCCGGAGGGAGGGAUGUGGGAGAGGGGAAGAGCGAGGGGGGCCCCGGCGUGGACCGGGGUGGGGGCCGGGGCUGCCAGCUUGGCCCUGGCCUGUCAAGCGGCUCAUUGUUCCUGCCCCGGGUGUCACUGGGCGCCGCCGGGGACAAUGUGGCACUGAGAGGGGCGGCCGGCGGUGGAGGGACGAGGCGCACGGAAAGGCUCAUCUCUCCCUCCCGCCAUGGCAUCGCCGGAUGGAGCCAGCGGCGUGGGCGGCAGUCCCGAGGAGACAGAGCUCAGCAUCACCCUGACCCUCCGCAUGCUCAUGCAUGGCAAGGAGAUCGGCAGCAUCAUCGGCAAGAAAGGAGAGACUGUUAAGAGGAUACGAGAGCAGAGCACUGCACGCAUCACUAUCUCGGAGGGGUCCUGCCCCGAGCGCAUCACCACGAUCACCGGCUCCACCGACGCUGUCUUCCGCGCUGUCUCCAUGAUCGCCUUCAAGCUGGAGGAGGACCUGGGAGCAGGGGGCGAUGGGGUGUCAGCAGGCAGAGCGCCGGUGACCCUGCGCCUUGUCAUCCCCGCCAGCCAAUGUGGUUCCCUCAUCGGCAAGGCGGGAGCGAAGAUCCGGGAGAUCCGGGAGAGCACAGGGGCACAGGUGCAGGUGGCUGGUGACUUGCUGCCCAACUCCACUGAACGGGCUGUCACGGUCUCGGGGGUGCCAGACACCAUCAUCCAGUGCGUGAGGCAGAUCUGCGCUGUCAUCCUGGAGUCGCCUCCGAAGGGGGCCACCAUACCCUACCACCCUGGUCUCUCCCUGGGCACCAUCCUGCUCUCUGCCAAUCAGGGCUUCUCCAUGCAGGGCCAGUACAGCGGGGUCUCUCCUGCAGAGGUGACGAAGCUGCAGCAGCUGUCAGGGCAUGCGCUUCCCUUCGCCCCCCUGGGCCAUGCACCCACCAUGGUGCCAGGUCUGGAUGCCAGCUCCCAGAGCAGCUCCCAGGAGUUCCUGGUGCCCAAUGAUCUCAUCGGCUGCAUCAUCGGCCGGCACGGCAGCAAGAUCAGCGAGAUCAGGCAGAUGUCGGGUGCCCACAUCAAGAUUGGCAACCAGACUGAGGGCUCCAGUGAGCGGCACGUGACCAUCACGGGGACCCCUGUCAGCAUCACCCUGGCCCAGUACCUCAUCACAGCCUGCUUAGAGACUGCUAAAUCUACCUCCCAGGUGCCACCAGGCCCUGGCUCCAUGGACCUCGGCAUGGGCUUCUCCCAGCCCCUCGCCCCAGGCUCCGGUGCGGCUCUUCCCGCCGUGGCCCCAGCCCCCCCGGCCCUGCUGGGCACCCCCUACGCCAUCUCCCUCUCCAACUUCAUCGGCCUGAAGCCGGUGUCCUUCCUGGCACUGUCCCCAUCCUCCGUGGCAGGUCCCAAUGGUGGCACCACCACCUACACGACCAAGAUCUCGGCGGCCAACGGCACCAAGAAAGCUGACCGGCAGAAGUUCUCGCCCUACUGAACCCCACUGGUGGCUGGGCCAGGGGGUCCAGGGUGCUACACAGUAGCAGGGACACCUUCCUGCCACCCACCCUGACCUCAGCCUCUGCCAGUGCCCCAUGUCCCCCACCCCAGGGAAGGGAAGGGCCUUCCUGGUGGUGAUGCCUGCUGGAGGAAGGGGCUGUUUUGUUGCCUGCUGUCCAUCCCAGCAGCUCUGUGCCCCCCUCCUUGAUUUUCUGCACAGAGACCAUGUGUCCUAGUAUUGGGUGGGGGGGCUGUCCCUGCUGGCCUAGGGUCCCUUCUCCCAGUGCUGGUGUGGGACCCCUACUUCCUGCUCCUCACCCUGCCUCCCCUGCCAUCCUGCUCAUGCCCACACUCCAUCUGGCACCCAAAAGCCAGGUUCCACUGGAUGAGGACUGCCUGGCCUCUCCAGGAGUUCUGCUUCCACUGGCUCUGGUGGGGGCCCUCCCUGGGCCACCCUGGGGCAAUCGCCUCCCAGCAACCCCAUCCAAGAGCCAGUCCCUGCUGGCUUGGAAAUGCUGUAUAUAUAUGAGUCUAUAUUUUU